AUGACACCAGCUCCUCAAUGGGUCAAGGACCUCAAGCCAUCCGGUCCCCAAGGAUCGGAGUUGCUCAGUGCUGAGCGUGCAAAGUCCAACAUCUCGGUCGAGAAGCUCUCCAAUCUCCUCCACACAAAGGAGAUCCUCGAGCGACAAGACCGGCUGUUGAAAAUCCUCCAAGCCGACAAGGUCUUCGAUAAAUCGCAAAACUACUUUGAUGGCCGGGUCGAUAAGUUCAAGACUGCUCUUGCCAGGGCGAAGCGGUUGAGGCAGUUGCAGAUCAAGCAUAACUGGAGCCACGAUGAAUAUGUAGCUGCAAAUGACUUGGUCAGCGAGCCUGGACCAUACGGCUUGCAUGCAUCCAUGUAUCUGACCACCCUCCGCGACCAGGGCACACCUGAACAACACAAGCUCUUCCUCGAACCAGCCGAGAACUACAAAGCAAUUGGAUGUUAUGCCCAAACCGAACUAGGGCACGGCUCUAAUGUGCGGGGUUUGGAGACGACUGCUACAUGGAACCCAGAAGACAAGACCUUUGUCCUCCACUCGCCACAUCUCACCGCGUCAAAAUGGUGGAUUGGUAGUAUGGGGCGGACUGCCAACCAUGCUGUCGUGAUGGCACAACUGAUUAUAAACGGGAGACCCUACGGCCCACACCCUUUCGUUUGUCAAAUCAGGGAUAUGAAGACUCAUCUGCCAUUGGAUGGAAUCCACGUUGGCGACAUUGGUCCGAAAUUCGGCUACAACACUAUGGACAAUGGCUUUCUACUAUUGAACAAGGUCAAGAUCCCCCACGUCAAUAUGUUGGCGCGCUUUUCAAGCGUGGAUCCCGCAACCGGAAAAUACCUGAAGCCAUCCUCUCCCUCCCUGAUUUAUGGGACUCUCACUUGGGUCCGGUCAACCAUUGUCCUCCAAUCAGGUGGCGUUCUUGCACGUGGCGUUACUAUCGCAACAAGAUAUGCCGCUGUAAGACGCCAGUUCCAGGACCGCGAUGCUCCCGCGGGAUCUAAGGGGGAAGACCAGGUCCUAAAUUACACCAUGGUGCAGUAUCGACUACUUCCUUUACUAGCCGCAACGUUUGCUUUGCAUUUUACUGGAAAGGCGAUGAUGGCUCUGUAUCAAGAUAACCAGAAGAUGAUCAUGGCUGCGGCGAAUCCUGCGGAUUCAAAGAGAGGGGCUGGUCCUGAACAGACACACUCGGGUAGUGAUUUGCUUGCCGACUUGCAUGCUACAUCUUGUGGUCUCAAGGCGCUUGGUAGUACUACUGCAGCCGAGGGAUUGGAGGUAUGCCGCAGAGCGUGCGGUGGCCAUGGUUACAGCAGCUUCGGAGGGAUUGGCGCUUGGUAUGCUGAUUACCUACCCACUACGACGUGGGAGGGAGACAAUUAUAUGCUUACUCAACAGGUCGCUCGAUAUCUCUUAAAAUCUGCACGUUCCGUUCUCAAAGGGAAUGCUCCAGACAACGAUACGACUAGAAUCUUCAACACAUUUCUCCAAAAGCAAGAUAUGGGAGCCGCCCACGAUGUUCUUGGCUCAGAUACCGAUUUGGUAGCUGCUUUUGCCUGGCGAACGUCUUUCCUCACCUUCGAGGCACUCAAGCACCGCGACGUUGAGAAGAACUCCUGGAACUCACUGCUCGUCGACUUCUGGCGUCUCAGCACAGCUCACUCCCAAUAUCUCGUAGUCAAGAACUUCCACGACGCUCUUCAGAGCGAGAGCCUUCGCUCGGAAGUCGACCCCGAGACCCUUGAUGUCCUGCACAAGCUCUUCCGCCUCCACGCCCUAAAUACGCUCGAGAAGGAGGCAUCUGAGUUCUAUUCAUCUGCCGCUGUCACCGUGCGCCAGAUCCAGCUCGCAAGGACCAAGGCGGUCAUGAAGCUGCUCGAGGAGGUCAGACCACAUGCCUUGAGACUUGUAGACGCGUGGAGUUUCCCCGACUGGCAAUUGGAUUCCUCGCUGGGACGCAAGGAUGGGAAGGUGUAUGAGGAUUUGUUCCACCGAGCAAGCGAGCUUAAUCCCCUGAACGGGUUGACUAUUGACCCGUACCCGGAUAACGAUGUGCUGGUCAAGAACGACGAGACGGCCAAGUUCAAGAGCAAAUUGUGA
Messenger RNA from Venustampulla echinocandica, 2097 nucleotides. RefSeq names its product Acyl-coenzyme A oxidase. Gene Ontology annotation, biological process: fatty acid beta-oxidation using acyl-CoA oxidase; lipid homeostasis. NCBI's taxonomy places the organism in Eukaryota, Fungi, Ascomycota, Leotiomycetes, Helotiales, Pleuroascaceae. Gene Ontology annotation, molecular function: fatty acid binding; FAD binding; acyl-CoA oxidase activity. The transcript is spliced from 3 exons. The coding region runs from base 1 to 2097 and encodes 698 amino acids. The record is from RefSeq and is a predicted model, not a curated record. Gene Ontology annotation, cellular component: peroxisome.